CGCGAAACGUGGCGGAGCGGCUGCCGCUAGUUGAUUGGCUGCCGCACGGCGGCGGUUGCGCGCAGGCGUGCGGCAGCUCGUCCGUAACCGUCAGUAAUGGGUGAUGUGGGGCUGAGCUGCGGAAUCAGACGUGAUAACCAUUUGUGGAAAUAAUCAGAUCAUUUUCACUGAUCCAGAUAUGUCCGCUGCAGAAAGUAUGGCUAAUUUUGAAGAAAUAGAGAAGAUGGCUGGACAGCAUCCUAAACCUGUAGGUCUGGUUCUCGAAUAUGGUACUGCAGGAUUCAGAGCAAAGGCAGAACAACUUGAUCAUGUGAUGUAUCGCAUGGGCUUGCUAGCAGUACUAAGGUCAAAGAAAACUGCACGUACCAUUGGUGUAAUGGUCACAGCCUCCCAUAAUCCAGAGGAAGACAAUGGAGUGAAAUUGGUUGAUCCACUAGGAGAGAUGCUUGCAUCAACCUGGGAAGCGUAUGCCACUCAGUUAGCAAAUGCAGAAGAACAGGAUCUAAAAUCUGCUUUAACCAAUAUUGCUGAAAAGGAAUCUGUAAAUAUGCAGGAAGAGGCUCGGAUUAUUCUUGGCAGAGACACACGGCCCAGUAGCCUAAAGCUUUCCCAGGCUGUUGUUGAUGGUGUGUGUGUCUUAGGAGGAGCUUAUCAAGACUAUGGCCUUGUCAGCACCCCACAGCUGCACUAUAUAGUUUGCUGUUGGAAUACCAUGGAGCAGUAUGGAACUGCAACAGUUGAAGGAUAUUACCAGAAACUUGCUCGUGCAUUUAUUGCCUUGAUGAAGCAGGUACCUUGCCAUCCAGAAGAAAUGAGACAGCUAAAUGUAGAUGGGGCAAAUGGUAUUGGUGCACUGAAACUAAAGGAAUUAGAGACUUAUCUUGAGAAGAAGCUGAAGUUAAAGUUGUGUAAUGAUGGUACAACUGGCAAACUCAACUACCUCUGUGGAGCCGAUUAUGUAAAAGUUCAACAGAAGCCCCCUCAAGGCUUAGAUAUGAAGGCAAACGAAAGGAGCUGCUCAUUUGAUGGUGACGCAGACAGAAUUGUAUACUAUUACAUUGAUGAAUCCGGAUGUUUCCACCUUCUUGAUGGUGAUAAGAUUGCAACUUUAAUUACUACAUUUUUAAAAGAGCUUCUUGCCAAGGCAGAUUUGGAUAUGCAGAUAGCAGUGGUACAGACUGCCUAUGCAAAUGGAAGUUCAACAAGAUAUAUUGAAGAGGUCAUGAAGGUUCCUGUACACUGUGUAAAUACAGGUGUGAAGUUUUUGCACCAUAAAGCUCAGGAAUUUGACAUUGGGGUUUACUUUGAAGCAAAUGGCCACGGCACAGUCCUCUUCAGUAAGACAGCUGAGAGCAAAAUCAGACAGAUGGCCCAGGACAAAAGCCAAGUGGGAGAGAGAAGCAAUGCAGCUAAGAUGCUCGAAAAUACCAUUGACCUAAUUAACCAGACAGUUGGUGAUGCCAUAUCAGACCUGCUGACAAUAGAGGCCAUCCUGUCCAUCAAAGGCUUAACGAUCCAGCAGUGGGAUUUCAUUUACACUGACCUUCCUAACAGACAAAUGAAAGUAAAGGUAUUGGACCGACAAGUGAUUACCACUGUGGAUGCUGGAAGGAGAGCAGUGUCACCUGCAGGGCUGCAACAAAACAUUGAUGCUCUGGUGACGAAAUACAGCCUGUCACGAGCCUUUGUACGGCCAUCAGGUACAGAAGAUGUGGUCAGAGUGUACGCUGAAGCUGACACUCAGGCAAAUGCAGACACUUUGGCAUAUGAAGUAAGCCUCCUGGUGUACAAAAUGGCUGGAGGAGUGGGAGAGGAACCCAAGUUGCUGCAUUAAGAAAAAGUGGUGAAAUGUUUUUUUGCACACUUUAGGUGCAUCCUUAUAUUAACACUACAUACAGGUGGUGGUUCAUAGGAAUUCCUGAUGCCCUUCAAAACUAAAUGUGCAGAUUCUGUCACAGAAUACUAUUAGGUCUCUCAAAAAAUUAAUUACAACAUUUCAUGAAUGGUUGGCCUGGAUGUAAAUACAGCAAGGGGACAAAACUCUAAGAGCAGGAGCUUCUACUUACAGUAUGUACUUCAUUUCUCACAAACUGGUAGUUUGAGGAUUGAGGGAAGAUGCAAACGUGGAGAAUGAAAUUUGUACAGCUUUGCAAGUUACCAGUCUUAACUGAUGCUUGCAAAAUAAUAUGUAAGGCUUUCUUUUAAUUAGGAGGGAGAAGAAGUUCCAUAGUUUAGUUUACUAUUGUAAGGAUACUGUGGCUAUCAGUGAAGAAACACACUUGUGUACCAUAUGCAUUUUUAAGUUCAGAAAUCAGAUUUAUUUUGAUGAUUAAACUUGUAUCUUGGUAACAUUGCCAUAAGGAAGGUAUUGGGGGGUGGGGGCUCAAAAAUAAUUCUGGCAUAUCGCAAAUUAUGGAUCCUGGAAAUUAUUCCUGCCCUACUUAUAUUCCUGUGCUAAUGAAUGAAUAGGACACUAAAGAUGUGGCUUAAUUACAAGGUGUCUUUUCUGAAAAUAAUGAAUUGUUUUCCUUUCUGCCUCUAAAUGCUUUCUAACAAGUAAGCUGACAGAAACCAGUCGACCAUUUGCCUGCUCAGGGUGAUUGUAAAGUAACUUUUAAUGCUGGCAGAAUUCUUUAAUAAAUGUAACCAUACUGUGAUGAAAGGGCAAAUGUUGUUCUGUUGAAAGUACUUUUCCCUACCCCUGGGGAUUUUUUUGCUCAAAAAAGUGCAAUAUUCACUUAUGAAAGUUUUUGAUUUUUUUUAGAUCUCAUUUUUCUAAAUUUCACAAAAUCAAAACUACUUUUGGAGUAAAUCACCAAACAACUCAAUACUUUUAAUAAUAGGGUUUGAAUAAAUAGUUUUUAAACCAUCAGUUAUCCAUAGUGGCUAUUGGUUUCUGCAUUUGUAGAGUCAAGAAUGGAUGCUGGUCUUUAUUCAGUAAAAAAAUAAAGUUUUAUCUAAAGAUUUUAUAGUUCCUCAUCACAGCUGCUGUAAUGGAAGAGUAAACACAUGUAAUUCCAUCAUAUUAUGCUGUUUAUUAUCAAGUUAUGUGUUCUGAGGAAAAAUAAACAUGAUAUUAAUUUUACCUU
This is a messenger RNA of Pristis pectinata (smalltooth sawfish), 3089 nucleotides long. It is a transcript of the gene pgm3, whose product is annotated as phosphoglucomutase 3. Gene Ontology annotation, biological process: UDP-N-acetylglucosamine biosynthetic process; hemopoiesis; carbohydrate metabolic process. Lineage: Eukaryota; Metazoa; Chordata; Chondrichthyes; Rhinopristiformes; Pristidae. Bases 179 to 1834 code for a protein of 551 amino acids. The record is from RefSeq and is a predicted model, not a curated record. The transcript is spliced from 14 exons. Gene Ontology annotation, molecular function: magnesium ion binding; phosphoacetylglucosamine mutase activity.